AUGAUGGAUGCCGCUAGCGAGAUGGAGUAUAUGAGCUACACCGAGGUACGUUUAAAGGUCCAACAUGUUGUAGGUCAUAUCAAAUCACUUACCAUGACAGAACACAAACACAACUUCCCAGCAUCGAGUGCCACGAAUGGCUUCUUCCAGGAGCCGCCGGUUCUCAGCAGUGCGUUCGAAGAAGACCAGGCAUUGAAGCGGGUAAAUCGAUUCUACCUGCCGCCCUCGAUCCAGGAACAGGUGUCCGGAGACCUCACCCGCUUCAGCACUCUAGUCACAACACCACAGAUCCGUAACUGGUGUGCCGAUGCCGAACGCAACAUCCCAUACGUCCGGCACUGGGAUUCAUGGGGACGGCGCGUCGACGAGCUGAUCACUACCGAAGGCUGGCGAAAACUCCAGGAUCUAGGGAUUAGUGAGGGCAUCGUAGCCAUCGGCCAUGAAGCCACCUACGGUCAGCAUUCCAGAGUGUAUCAAUUCUUGAAGUACUAUAUAUGGACCCCAUGGAAUGCAUUUGUGACAUGUCCCUCGGGGAUGACGGACGGUGCUGCGAAGCUGUUGGAGUCGCAGCUGGCCAAGAAGGAUCUUGGUGAAGUGGAACGGAGGGUGUUCAAGGCAGCUCAUGGACGCUUGGUGAGCCGAGAGGUUGGCAAAGCGUGGACGAGUGGCCAGUGGAUGACUGAGCGACCUGGCGGGAGUGAUGUGCAGAAUACGGAGACGCAGGCUACCCUCAGCACCGGCGCCCAGGACACUACCGUUACCCAAGUUGACGGCAAUCCGCUGGGCCCAAUCUCCAUCAACGGCUUCAAAUGGUUCUCUUCUGCGACGGAUGCCAACACCACAGUCUUGCUGGCACGAGAAAUUCCGAACGGCGGUAUCUCAGCUUUCUUUGCGCCAACAAGAGUUGUCGAUACCAGUAGCGACACCAAAGACUCCAGACUCAACGGCAUAAGCAUCCAGCGCCUCAAGUCAAAGCUCGGUACUCACGCUGUCCCAACCGCUGAGCUGGUCCUCUCGGACAUGCGAGCCUGGCGCAUUGGCAAGGCCGGCCAAGGUACAAAGGAGAUCAGCACGGUGUUGAACAUCACCCGCGUGCACAACGCAGUCACAGCCGUUGGCGUCUGGGGCCGCGGCCUGUCGAUCUCUCGCGCUUUCUCGAAAGUCCGCACAGCUCGUGGAAAGCUGUUGGUCGACACUCCUGCUCACGUCCGCACGCUUGCAGAGCAGCAUGUCGAGUAUCGUGCUAUGAUGCAUCUGACCUUCUACACUGUUGCACUUCUUGGUGCGUCUGAAAGGACUGGCCGAGGAGCUGCCGACUCUGCGCCCUACGAACCUGCUGGACUGGCUCCCAAGCACGCAGUUCCACAUCUACUUCGGUUGUUGACACCUUUGGCGAAGAUGUUGACGGCCAAAGCUUCGAUUGCAGGUCUUGCAGAGUGCAUAGAAAGUCUAGGAGGAGUCGGGUAUCUCGAGAAUGAAGACAUAUCCAUGAAUAUCGCCCGUCUGUAUCGCGAUGCGAAUGUGCUCAGCAUCUGGGAGGGGACCACGAAUAUCAUGGCAGAUGAUGUAGUGCGUAUUGUCAAGGGCUCAGCUGGUCCGGCGGUCUUGCACGCUUUGAAUGAUGUCGUCGCCUCGGCUACAGCAGCGUGGUCAAGUCAAGGCCAGACACAAUGGGCUGAGAUCGUAGUGGGACGAUGGUCGAAGCUGAAGGCCACCAUCUCAGCUGGAUCCAAGGAAAGGCUGACGUUCAAUGGUAGGGCUCUAGCAGGCGAACUUGGCUGGGUCGUAUGCGCUCUACUGCUUGGCGCGGAUGCUCUGAGCGACGGAGAUGAGAUCGCGACCAGUAUCUGCAAUCGCUGGAUCAUGCGACGCAGUGCCAGCCAGGAUUUGCGACUCUCUGGCGAGGAUGAAGUGCUGCAAGAUCGCGAGAUUGCGUUUGGCCGUGAUGUUGCUGUUGCCGACAGGGCAAGGCUAUAG
Fulvia fulva is the source of this 1977-nucleotide messenger RNA. Its product is annotated as Acyl-CoA dehydrogenase family member 11. The coding region runs from base 1 to 1977 and encodes 658 amino acids. Lineage: Eukaryota; Fungi; Ascomycota; Dothideomycetes; Mycosphaerellales; Mycosphaerellaceae. Gene Ontology annotation, molecular function: oxidoreductase activity, acting on the CH-CH group of donors. The record is from RefSeq and is a predicted model, not a curated record. The transcript has 2 exons.